This is a messenger RNA of Polychytrium aggregatum, 1121 nucleotides long. Its product is annotated as HbrB-like-domain-containing protein. Lineage: Eukaryota; Fungi; Chytridiomycota; Chytridiomycetes; Polychytriales. The transcript has 3 exons. The record is from RefSeq and is a predicted model, not a curated record. Gene Ontology annotation, cellular component: TORC2 complex. The coding region runs from base 22 to 918 and encodes 298 amino acids. Gene Ontology annotation, biological process: TORC2 signaling.
ACCACCACCACCACCACCACCAUGGCGACCUCUCCCAAUAUCACAAAGUCCAACUCGGGCCUCAUCGGCACGAGCAGCGCCGGCUCGGGCUAUCCACUCCCGCCUCUGACCCCCGGCCUCACGAGUCCUCAUGCCAACAACCUCAGCGGCAGUCUCUUCUCGAUCCCUUCGACAACGGCCUCCCGCACGGGCGCCUCGGGGUAUAUGGUCCCCGCCGGAUCCAGCUCCAACAUCAUGGCCUCGGCCCCGGCGCCGGCCGAGCUGCUUUACGAAAUGGGCGUCGGGGGACCCAACCCCAACCCGAUGCUGCCGGUGGGUGCGAUGCUCCCGGAGCGGUCCAGGAGCUACUGGCAACACUUUUGUCUGCGAGUGAUGCCGCUCUUUGAUGGAGAAGAACUCAAGGUCCCGGUCGAGGAAUUGAACGAGCUGCUCAGCGGGCACCUGGCCGAAACCUCGAUCGAGAGUGUCCUGGACGACAUUCGCGAGCUUCUCGCCCAGGGAAUGUCCAAGCUGGUCGACGAGUUCGAAACGACUGCCAAGGAGGACAACCAGCUGUUCAUGCGCAUGGUCGAGAUAUGGUCCUUCUUCUUCUUCAACAUCCUGCCGUAUCUCCAAGGCGCCUUGCUGCCGAUCCGUCGCUUUGAGGGCAUCCCAAACGAAAAGAAGGCCAUCCGAGAGAUGAUUCUCUAUGCCUUUCGGGAUUUUGUGGUGAUUCCGAUGCGGACGCCUCUGGAAGAGUCUUUCGGCGUCCUGUCCCAAGAGAUUGCCGAUGGCACUGCGCGACGCCUUCAAACAGCACUCAAGCUGCUGCAGAUGCUCAACAUCCUCGAUACCCUCCCUCCUCGGAACGACGACAUGGACGGCGUCCUGUCGGGGGUGUGUGUGACGCUGAGGACGCUUGUCUCCAAGGCAAUGUGAGUCCGUGCUCUGGCCUGUGCUGGCGCAUUCGUCCUUGAGGGUGGUGGUGAGGCAACGAGCAUCCCGGAGUACUGUUGCGGCAAGCAUCGAGUAGCUGCGAUGCCAUUGGAUGCAAUGCCAUGUAAUGGAUGCAAUGGAAUGAAGAUGCACGUACUUCUGCAGUUCCGGGUAUGCGCCCGUCCCUUCCCCAACACAUUCCCUCU